This is a messenger RNA of Rotaria sp. Silwood1, 474 nucleotides long. Lineage: Eukaryota; Metazoa; Rotifera; Eurotatoria; Philodinida; Philodinidae. The record is from the annotation of a GenBank genome assembly.
AUGACUUUACGGACAUCCUGUUUAUUUGUAUUACUAGACGAUAUUACACAAAAUCUGACAAUCAAUAAUACAUAUGGUGUUACUGAUGAACUUUCGAACAAAUCCGCAAGACAAAUACCAUCAACAAAUAGUUCACCAUCAUCGAUAGAUUCACCAUUAGCCAUACAAAUAGUAACACCAGAAGAAAAAGAAACAUCACUAACUGUACCAAUUUCAAUUAAAAACAGUGAAUGUCGAUUAAAUGCAACACCACCAAUACCAUUAAAAUCAAGUGAUUUAUCAUCCAGCAACAAGCAAGAACUCAGUUUUCUGUCGCGAAAACGUCGUGCUAAUCCGGAAAACAAAAUUGCGUCACGCUUAAAACGAUCAAAAACAAAAAAAAAUAUUAACAGUUUCUUUUUAUUCAUGCAUAAAGAAACAACUAUUGAGUUUUUUACAUCUAAAAUAAUUUUCCAUACUUUAUUUAAAUAUUAG